Molecule: messenger RNA, 660 nt
Organism: Emys orbicularis (European pond turtle)
Lineage: Eukaryota; Metazoa; Chordata; Testudines; Emydidae
Gene: TMEM139
Product: transmembrane protein 139
Exons: 2
Coding region: 1-660 (219 amino acids)
Source: RefSeq, a predicted model, not a curated record
AUGUGGGUAGAGUCACAUUGGAGAGGCAUCCGCCAAGCUUUGUUGUUUGUCUUCACCGCCGCACUUCUCAUUGGGGUCACCAUGCUGGCUGUCUCCUCUAACAUCAACCCAGUGGGAUUCUUCUUCCUGGGGGUGGGGGGCGUGUGCCUGAUUGGCUACCUGCUGAGUGUAUUUGUGGAAUGCUUCCUGAAGCAUCGGCACCCACAGGAUACAAAUCAGGCAGCCACAAGGAGACAGAGCCAGGCAGGGGUGAAUGCUGCCUACGAAGCACCAGCCUAUGAGGAGGUGGUGACAAUGACACCAGCCCCAACAGUCUGGACGAUCACCUCCAAUUCAGGCACAGUGCCCUCAACAGUGGGGGAGCCCCCACCAUACAGUGUGGUCAUUGAGCCGCCCAGUAUGGCAGAAACUGGGGCAGAGACCUUCAGCGUCUCAGUGGCAUCAGGCAUCAGGCGUGCCUCUGAGGCAGAUGCAGGCUCCAGGCUGCACCUUAGGUUGGUGCUGCCCCCCAGGAUGCAGCGCUUUGUCUCAGAUAUCCAUGACGUCAAAGGUGCUGAAGAGAGGCUGGAGCGGCUGGAGCCACUCACUCCACCACCUGCUUAUGAGAGUCCCACUGAUGAUGAUGUCUUUGCAGAAGCUUUCCAACCCUCAAGACAAUGA